Molecule: messenger RNA, 1761 nt
Organism: Schistosoma curassoni
Lineage: Eukaryota; Metazoa; Platyhelminthes; Trematoda; Strigeidida; Schistosomatidae
Source: the annotation of a GenBank genome assembly
AUGUUGAUCCCUGAAGACCAAAUAUGGAUGGUCGUUGUUGGUUUCAUAAUAGCUUUUAUUCUUGCUUUUGGAAUUGGUGCAAAUGAUGUGGCAAAUUCAUUCGGGACUAGUGUUGGGGCCAAAGUAUUAACACUGAAACAAGCUUGUAUUCUUGCUACAAUCUGUGAAUUAAGCGGUUCUGUUCUUUUAGGUGCUAAAGUUUCCAAUACCAUACGGAAAGGUAUUGUUAGUGUCGAACUUUUUCAAACCAUCGACAACGGGCAUGUACUCUUGAUGGCCGGACAGGUUGCUGCUCUGGGUGGUUCUUGUAUUUGGCUUUUGGUUGCUACAUUCUUCCGUCUUCCAGUCUCUGGCACACAUAGUAUUGUAGGUGCAACGAUGGGUUUUAGUCUUGUUGUUUUUGGACUCAAUGCUAUUCAAUGGAAAGGACUACUCAAAAUUGUUGGAUCAUGGUUUCUCUCACCUCUUCUAAGCGGUUUGGCAUCUAUCGGAGUAUUUUUCCUGAUGCGUUUUAUGGUGCUGAGAAAAGAAGAUCCUCUUGAACCUGCACUUAAACUUAUCCCAGGUUUUUUCGGCACAGUGGUUCUGGUCAAUAGUUUUUCAAUAUUUUACGAAGGACCUUCAUUGCUGAAAUUCGAUAGGAUACCUCUUUAUGGAAUAUUUAUAAUUAGCUGUGGUUUAGGUAUUAUCACUGUUCUACUUGUGAAGUUUGUUUGGGUACCUUUGGUUCGUCGACAUAUUUUAACUGGAGAAUCGAGUAGACAUAUUUUAAAAGGCUAUUGUUCCCGUAAGAGCAAAAAGAAAUUGUCUGUCGCCGUAGACGAUAAGUAUCAAUCUGUUGAGGAUAAUAAAUCUUCCAAACUUUCAAGCAGUAAUCAUGAAUCGAUUGAUAUGGAUACGUAUGUACCUCGUGCAGAGGGAGAGGCUGUGGUUGGAUUUCGAAACAAUGUUGCCAAAGGAAAUACAGAUGACAAAGACAAACUUGGACGAGUUACUAAUGAAAAUAAUGGUGUAUUGCAGGGAUUAGAAAAUCAAAAUAAAGUUUCAAGUCAUUUCGAAGUGAAACCAAGUAAUCCAGAUGAAACAGUUUAUAAAAGAAAUCAGUUAAAUAAGGUUUUGGAUUAUUCACCAAAUGAUCAAAAUGCCAUCACGGAUGGUAGUCAUAAUUUAACUAAUGGUAAAAUGAAUGUAUCAUUUCCUCCUAACCUGUCUACAAUUGGUGAAGAACCAGAUCCUAUCGAUUCAGUUAAAGAUCGUCCUGCUGAAGCUCAAGUUUUCUCUUCUUUACAAAUUUUAACAGCUGUUUUUGGAUCAUUUGCUCAUGGUGGUAAUGAUGUAAGUAAUGCUAUCGGGCCGUUGAUUGGUUUAUGGCUUAUUGCCACAACACAAUCAGUUGAUUCAUCGAAAACUACAGAUGUUUGGAUUUUGGUUUAUGGUGGUGUUGGUAUAUCAGUUGGUCUUUGGAUAUGGGGUAGACGAGUUAUUCAAACAUUAGGUGAAGAUCUGACGAAAAUAUCACCUUCCAGUGGUGUUUGUAUUGAAAUUGGUUCAGCCCUAACUGUAUUAAUUGCUAGUAAAAUUGGUCUGCCAAUAUCAACUACACAUUGUAAAGUUGGUUCAGUCGUAUUUGUUGGACGUGCACGUUCUAGAGACAAUGUUAAUUGGGGUAUAUUUCGUAAUAUUCUAGUUGCAUGGUUGGUAACCUUACCCGCUGCUGGUGCUAUCUCUGCUUUACUCAUAAUUUUAAAAACUGAAUUCUAG